GCGUAAGCUUUUGUCCAGUGCGAUUUCAGCCUUUUUCUAAUGCCUAAUCAUUGGUUCGUCCGUCUGUUGUAAUAUCAUAUAUAAGCUCCCUCGCUCCCAUGAAUUUUUUAUGCUUUCGUUGGCCACCCACUCACCCAUCAACUAGCCAUGACCUCAACUCACCAGGUGUCUACCAGCACUGCUGUCACAACUGUGGUUCCCCUACCAGUCAACAGAGAUGCUAUAUCUAGCAGUUCGGUUAACAAACAACCACCAGUAUGGUCACUGGAUUCCAACGGAACCUCAACUCCACCACUUACCGAAAAAUGCGAUAGACUUGGUCGCCAGGAUGGUGUUUGUUGCAAGGAACUCAAGGGCGAAGACGAUAGAACCCUGAUAGAUCCUGAUGUUGUCCGCGACAUCAUUAUUGGAUUGUCGGAUGGCCUGACUGUUCCCUUCGCGCUGACAGCUGGUCUGUCUGGCUUAGGGUCUUCAAGAUUAGUUGUUGUCGGCGGCCUUGCAGAACUUAUUGCAGGUGCCAUAUCGAUGGGAAUAGGUGGUUUCCUUGCAUCCCAGGCUGAGCGGGACCAUUAUCGGUUCAUGCGACGUCACACCUACUCACGGGUGAUGCGGAGUUGCAUUGGGGAAAUGGAGAGAGAGGUAUACACUGUUUUGGGUUCCGUCGGUGUCGACGAAUCGGCCUCUCAGGCUGUUGCGAAUUGCCUGUGGAAAAUAGAGGAUGAGCCUGGGUUUGACGGAAGGACACCCGCACCUGCCGAUGAGGAGAAACCAUCGCAGGGGAUGAAGAGCCAGCAUGGGCUAACACCUUUCUUACUGAAAUUUGGAGAGGGGAUGGAGGAAAUUCCGAAUCGCCGACUAUACAUCUCCGCGUUCACUAUCGGCAUGGGAUACCUCCUUGGCGGUAUCAUCCCCCUUCUCCCAUAUUUCUUCCUUUCUCAAGCAAUUGAUGCACUGAAGAUUUCUUGCAUAAUUACUGGGAUAGUUCUUCUCAUAUUUGGCACGGUUAAAGCUCGAGUGACGGGGGCAGCAAGGAAUAUCUGGGGAUAUAUUUGGGGAGCAGUCAGUACGAUGGCUGUUGGCGGAUUUGCUGCCGCUGCCGCAUACGGUUUGGUUAUUGCAGUGGAAGGAUCGUCUAUAUCGUAGCGGCGCUCGGUCAGGCCAGUCCCUGACUCCGCUGUUCUGCAUGAUUAUUUAGCUCAUUCGGAUUGUGUAUCGACUUCGACAUAGUAGACCAUACGCCCUAAUCUAAAAAAACCAUGAUGUUCAAUA
Suillus subalutaceus is the source of this 1269-nucleotide messenger RNA. RefSeq names its product VIT family-domain-containing protein. The record is from RefSeq and is a predicted model, not a curated record. Gene Ontology annotation, molecular function: iron ion transmembrane transporter activity; manganese ion transmembrane transporter activity. Gene Ontology annotation, cellular component: fungal-type vacuole membrane. Bases 148 to 1143 code for a protein of 331 amino acids. The transcript has 3 exons. Gene Ontology annotation, biological process: intracellular manganese ion homeostasis. Lineage: Eukaryota; Fungi; Basidiomycota; Agaricomycetes; Boletales; Suillaceae.